This is a messenger RNA of Folsomia candida, 2461 nucleotides long. It is a transcript of the gene Gga, whose product is annotated as ADP-ribosylation factor-binding protein GGA1. The record is from RefSeq and is a predicted model, not a curated record. The transcript has 6 exons. Gene Ontology annotation, molecular function: phosphatidylinositol binding; small GTPase binding; ubiquitin binding. Gene Ontology annotation, cellular component: trans-Golgi network. Gene Ontology annotation, biological process: intracellular protein transport. Bases 142 to 2127 code for a protein of 661 amino acids. Lineage: Eukaryota; Metazoa; Arthropoda; Collembola; Entomobryomorpha; Isotomidae.
AACCGGGUGGAGGAAAAAUGUAAUAAUUCUAGUUAACAAUUUUUAGAGAUAAUUAUUUCAUAAUUAUUGAUUACCCACGGUUGGUUGGACCUUAUCCUAGACACACAAUAAUAACUAGUGCUUAUCUCAAUUAGCGUUAAAAUGGCAGAAUUACCGGCGGAGGCGACCAUACUGUGUCAUUUUGAAGCGUUGAUGAACAAGUCGCCCAUUUCACAGGUGGACGUCACCACUUUUUUACGAGAAAUGCGGCGAACACCCUCUGGAACAUUGGUCACUUCGAAAAUGUUGGCUUCAAAAAUUCAGUCUUCCUCCGAAGCUCAGGCGAUUCAAGCGUUUGAUGUCCUUGAACAGUGUCUCUCCUCAGAGACGGAGGGUUCGAUCGAAUUUAGGACAGAAAUAGGAAGAUACCGUUUCCUAAAUGAAAUUAUUCGAAUCCUGAGUCCAAAAUAUAGUGGCAACAAGACGCUACCAGCAGUGAAGGAGAGGGGAAUAAAAUUUCUGGAUGUUGCUGCUGGGACAAAGAGAAAACAAUGGUUUCCGAGUGAGCAUUCCAAAAUCUUGGCAGUGUACCAAUCUCUUGUGGAUGGUGGUGUUAUCAAGAAAAAUCCAAAAUUUCCAUCCUCCGAGGCCGAAGAAGAAGCCGAACUGCAAAAGAACAUUUUCGACAGGAAAGAAAACGCUGCAGUUUUACAGAAAUUACUCCAAUCGAAAGACCCUUCCGAUCUCCAAGCCGCUAAUCGUCUCAUAAAAAACCUUGUUGAAGAGGAAACCAAGCGGAACGAGAGGCGUGCAGAGCUACACUCACUAAUUGAUAGAAUCGAAACUUCAACUAGUCUCCUUAUGGAAAUGCUAAGUCAGCAUAAAAUUGAUAAAGAAAUUGUGGACGAGUUGGCAGAAAAUUGCAAGAGCUUGAGGCAGAAAUUGGGUGGAAUUGCAACAGAGACGAAUAACGAAACGACAUCUUUGCUGCAAGCAAGUGAAAAUUUGGAACAAGUUUUAAAUGUAUAUGAAGAGAAGAAAAAUUGUGCUUCAGAUCCGGAUCCUGAAGAUGAGGUUGUAGUGGAAGAUACUGAAAGAAAAAUAGAAUUGCCAAUGUCUGCAAUGUCACUUGUGGACGAGCUACUCCUUAAAUUAGAUUUAGGACCAACAAUGGACGAGAAUAAGUCACCUGGUGCUACCGGAUAUGUAGACAAUUUAUUAAAUUUUGACAUUGAUUUAAGUCCACAGACUUCAGAAAAACCUGCUCCGAAUCCUCUAGAUGAAAUUGAAAAAAUGAGUAGGAAAUUGAUGGAACAAAGUUUGUUGGGUCCUUGUGGUUCUAAUUCGACCUCGACCUUGACAAACUCUGAACUCAAAAAUAAGCUCUCAUUGGAAAAGCCUACACUUUCUCAAAUGCAGAAGUCUUCCCUGGAGAUGAAUGCAAAUCUUGACCAGAAGAACAAUCCAACGAAUAAUGGAGAUGAUCACGAUCUCUUGGCAUUGUUGGAUUUCGGAAUGUUUGACAAAUUACAUGACAAAGAAAAUAAUUCAGAAAACCCAGUACCCGAUAAAAAUUUACUGUUCGACUUUGGCGAAAGUCACUCAAAACCAAAAGUAAUAGCAUCACCAACGCCUCCUCCUAAUUCAAAUCCUCCCAAAGCAGAUGAAGACAUUUUGGCCGUGCGACAAUUACUGACCUCUAUAAAAGACUUGGAUUUGGACAAAGUAGAGUUGAAAGACUGCAUCAAACCAAUCGACCUCAGUUUGGAUUCGUCUUGUGUAAAUGUCACCUUAACGUUGACUUUUGCCAGCGUGCCGGAUUAUCCCCCAUGUGUCAAAGUGGCCGUGGUGGCUUUCACCAACAGAAAUCCAUCGUCAGGAAUUUACAACUACGUUUUCCAACUCAUGCCUCCAAAAGGUUUGCAGGUAAAACUCCUCCCACCCACCACAAUGGAGCUUCCUCCCUGGAAGAAAAGUUUUCUUCCUCCACCCGUUCUCACCCAAGUCGUGCUUAUCGUCAUUCCUCGAGACUUUCCUUCCCCAUCCAAAAAAAUUAAGUUUAUCCUAUCCUACAGCACGGACGAUGAUGAUACCGCCUUACACAAUGGGGACUUUGAAAUACCUUCGUCCUUACUCAAAAAUAUCUAAGAUGUUGAUGUGAUAUGAUAUUCAAAAAAGCUUUUAUAUGGAAUUUUGAUUUUAUCUCGACACGAGCAGCUUGCAUUUUACAUAAUAAUCUAUUGUGAUCACUCACUACGUCUUAUAUAGUUUACUUAGGUAGGAUAAUUGUUCAUGAUUUUUAGUCAACGAAACCACAUGUUACCACACCCUUGCUGAAAUAUGCUCUCUGAGCUUUUUAACUAUUAUUUGCUUUAGCAAUUUUAUUGUACGCACAUAAGUAUUAUGAAAGUGUUUGCUACGAUAUAAUGAAUAAAGCAACACUUUAAAGAGAUUAAAUAAAAUGGAGCAAAGUAAUUAUGAA